AUGGCGCACGACGAGGAAGAUGAUUUUAUUCGUGACGACGCUUAUGCGAUGGACGAGUACUCUGAUGAUGAAGACGAUGGGAUGGAUGUUUUGAGCAUUGGAAAUGAUGAUUUUGAACUAGAGUACGAUGAUGAAGAUGUGGCUCUUGACGUCUUGUCCGACGAGGAUGACUUGUUCCUGGAUCAGCCGGUAACAGAUGUGCGCAAGAAGCCAUAUGAAGUUGAUUUCAAAUGCCUUACCAUUGAGGGAAUUGAAGCCGCCCAACGAAAGGAAGCAGAACACAUUGCGGGCAUGUUUCUGGUUCCAGAAAGUGAAGCAGCUGUGCUUCUGCGACAUUUCCAGUGGAACAAGGAGCGGCUCAUUGAGCAGUAUAUGGACGAGCCUGACAAGGUAAAAUGGGAGGCUGGUGUUCUGGACAAUCAAGCUUGCCCAAGAAUGAUGGAAAUGGACAAUUUUACGUGCGACAUCUGUUUUAUGUCCGCCGAGGAUUAUGGAGGCCGAAUUAUGACCACGUCCCUUCCCUGCGGGCAUCGAUAUUGUACAGCUUGUUAUACCCAUUAUGCCGAGCAGAAAGUGCGAGAAGAGGGUGAGAGUCGGCGAAUCCAGUGCAUGAAAGACAAGUGUAAUUUGAUCGUUGACGAAGAUACCAUGUCGAAAAUUCUGUCGCCUACACUCAUGCACCGGUACCGGAUCCUUUUGGAUCGUGCAUACGUUGAUGAUCAUCCCCACUUGCGAUGGUGUCCUGCGCCUGAUUGCGAGAUGGCUGUUGAGUGUCCAGUGACGCGCAAGCAGCUACACUUUGUUGUUCCCUCGGUUCGGUGCGACUGUGGUCACUGGUUUUGUUUCGGAUGUGGUCUGGCUGCGCACCAGCCUGUGAUUUGUGCGAUUGUGCGUCUCUGGCUUAAAAAAUGCGAGGACGAUAGCGAGACGUCGAAUUGGAUCCAGGCCAAUACAAAAGAGUGCCCACAUUGCAAUUCGACGAUCGAAAAGAACGGUGGUUGCAAUCAUAUGACUUGCCGGAAGUGUAAGUACGAGUUUUGCUGGAUUUGCUCCGGUCCUUGGAGCGAGCACGGUACCAGUUGGUAUCAGUGCAAUCGGUAUGACGAGAAAUCGGGCACGGAUGCACGCGAUGCUCAGGCACGAAGUCGUGCGUCUUUGGAACGAUACUUGCACUACUUUAAUCGUUAUGCGAAUCACGAGCAAUCUGCACGCCUCGAUCGGCAGUUGUAUUUGCGUAUUGAGAAAAAGAUGGAGGAGUUACAGCACGCGUCGCAACUCACAUGGAUUGAGGUCCAAUUUCUCAAGAAGGCGGCCGAUACUUUGACGGAGUGUCGAAUGACACUCAAGUGGACCUACUGCAUGGUAUACUAUCUACAACGGAAUAACAUGACAGAACUUUUUGAGGACAAUCAAAGGGAUCUUGAACGUGCUGUGGAGGAACUUUCAGGCCAGCUUGAAUCGCCGAUUGAACGAGAGAUGAUUCCCGCGAUGCGCCAGAGGGUCACGGACUUAACAGCGUAUGUGCAAAAACGACGCGAAAUCCUCCUCACCGAUACGGCGUCCGGAUACCAAGAGGGUCGCUGGCAAUGGAAUGUGCCUGUGUGA
Messenger RNA from Malassezia globosa CBS 7966, 1605 nucleotides. RefSeq lists its product as uncharacterized. The coding region runs from base 1 to 1605 and encodes 534 amino acids. Gene Ontology annotation, molecular function: ubiquitin protein ligase activity; ubiquitin conjugating enzyme binding; zinc ion binding. The record is from RefSeq and is a predicted model, not a curated record. Gene Ontology annotation, biological process: protein polyubiquitination; positive regulation of proteasomal ubiquitin-dependent protein catabolic process; ubiquitin-dependent protein catabolic process. The transcript has 4 exons. NCBI's taxonomy places the organism in Eukaryota, Fungi, Basidiomycota, Malasseziomycetes, Malasseziales, Malasseziaceae. Gene Ontology annotation, cellular component: ubiquitin ligase complex; cytoplasm.